AUGAGCAAAGAACAGUCCCACGAGCUCCAAGAGCAGCAGCAGCAGUGCGAGCUGCCGCACGACCAGCCCCAGCAGUCGCAACAGCAGCUCAAUUCGCAGCAAAGUGCCCCGACCGAGCCUCAGCCCGCACACAAUCAUAUCCUCAUCCAAGAGACCGCGACCGAAGUCCAUCCCCCAAGCUAUGAACAGGCCAAGGCUUCUCCGGCCGGUCAACCGCCUGCCGGCCUGACGCCUGGCCAAGCUCCCACAACGGUCACGCCCUUGAACCAGCUCGGCGACACGCCCCAAUGGAUCGACUGCCCGUUCUGCCACAAGCGGACCAAGACGACGGUGCGAAAGGAAGGCGGUAGUAUGCAAAUGUGCCAUUCAAGUGCUUGCCCCUACUCAGGUCGUCACCCAGAUGUGGCGCAGCAGCAGCAGCCUCAAGCUGUGCCAGGCCAGAAUACACACCAAUCAAUGCCCCAGCAUCCCGAUGCUUCCCAGCAGCAGAGCCAUGAUAUUCAACCUCAGCCGCUGCAAACACCAAACCAUCCGCCCAUGGACGUCAAGAACUAA
This is a messenger RNA of Akanthomyces muscarius, 555 nucleotides long. RefSeq lists its product as uncharacterized. NCBI's taxonomy places the organism in Eukaryota, Fungi, Ascomycota, Sordariomycetes, Hypocreales, Cordycipitaceae. The record is from RefSeq and is a predicted model, not a curated record. Bases 1 to 555 code for a protein of 184 amino acids. The transcript is spliced from 3 exons.